AUGUCCUACUUUGACAUGCCAUCUUCUUCCAACAAAGAUUCUUUCCCUGUGCUCAGCAUCGAGGCAGAUCCCCCAAGUUCACCUGAAGCCUCAAGUCCUCUGUCUAAAUCAUUGUUGGAGAAAAAGUUGUCUAAGGAAGCAUACGGGAAGCAACCGGCUUCAAGCUCAACUGACAAUGAGGACGACGACGUCCUGAUCCCACCAAAGCAUCACGAGAUGGUGCGCAACAACACAUUUUGCGAAGCGAAUGGAAUGGAGCCGGCCAAGAAAGAGAAAGGUGAACACAAGUACGAGACUCUACUGAGGCGCCUUGAGAUCGACUUCGAAAAUACUAAGAAAACAACCUACAGUAAAAUCAUCGACCUACUCCACUCCAACAACCAGUUGAAUACAAGGGCCAGCGAUCUCGAGGUUUACGUUGGCACCAUCAACGGCAGUGGCGACGAUGAAGACAAGCUGAGCAGAUCUCUGCCCAACAAUGACCCGGACAACCACAGACACGGCAGCCAGCAGACCAGACCCAGCCUGACACAGCGACAGAAUGACUACGAGGAUAGCCAGGACCGUCUGGGCGAGCAGCAGGACGUGCUUGCCUCGCAGCAUCAGCGGCUGGACCGCCGUCUCGCCGACAUUGAGUACUGCCUACACCUUAGCACGCCAACCCGUUCUGAGUCCGCACCCCCUAGACCCACGGCGGCCACGGCUGGGCUUUUCCCUCCGUGGAGCGAGGGGUACUGGGGCGGGAGCAAGAGUCCCAGCAGGCUCGCGGGUGCGUGGGGAUCGAGGAGCUCCCGCAGCAGCCGCGGGGCUGGAGUGAAGCCUAAGGUCGAGGGUGACAGCGUCGCCGCGGGCGGCGAGAGCAGGCCUCUUCUCGGGCCUCCAGCGGCGGGUCGUACUGCGGUUCUCGGGCCAACGUCGAUUGCUUCUUCAAAAAGGAAAUCCGAAGAGCUCGAAGACGACAACAUCAAUGAUGCCAAUAAGGGAGGAAACAGCAAAAAGCAUAAGAAGGACAAAAAGAAUGACGACGAGAGUGACGGAGAAGAAGAAGACGAGGGAAGCAAGCCCAAGCCGAGGCCAAAGAUCAAGACCAAGCCCGCUGGAGCCACGCAACCAACAACCAAAGGGCCCAAGAUCCUGCUCAAGAGUCGCAAGCGAAAGGCGGCUGACGAAGACGAAGACCCCAAGGAUGGCAACAGCGACGAUGAAGAGCCGAAGCCGGAUCAAAAGUCGACGACUACUUCGAAACCUGCGACCAAGAAGCCAAAGAUCGCUCCCAAGACUGCACCAAAGACUGGAUCAAAGACCGGGUUAAAGCCCAAGCCAAAGGCUGCACCCAAGAGCUGCAACUCCAAGGACAACGAAAGUGAGGACGACAACGAAGACGACGAGGAAGUCAGCGGCGAUGAGGACAAACAGGGGAAGCCGAAACCGGGGGCGAAGUCGGUCAGCAAAUCGAAGCCAGCGCCCAAGUCUGUUCCCAAGGCUGCAUCGAAGGCUACAGCAAAGACCAAGCCAAGGGCCGCAGCUAAAGGUUGCAAGCCAAAGGAAGACGAAGGUGGCAACGGCGACGAUGGAAAGGACAGCGAUGAUGAGGCCAAGCAGGGAAAGCCGAAAUUCGCACCGAAAGCUGUAUCCAAGACGAAGACUGCCACCACUACCACCACCACUAAGGGAGCUCCCAAGAAGGCCCCCAAGACUGCGCCUAAGAGAGGGAGAACAGGCGUCUCCAAGACAGGCGGCGACGAGGAAGAGGUUGACGACGACGACGAUGACGAAGAUCAGGGGCCAGAGAAGAAGAAGGCCAAGGUGGAGCCGAAGAAGGCAAAGACGGCUUCGAAGGGGACCUCUUCCAAGCCCGCUGCUAAGCCGGCAGCAAGGGGUUCAAGGACGGGGCUCCGCAGUCAAGGGGCGCCGGCGCCGGCGUCGGCUCCUCCACCUCCACCUCUACCUCAACCCGCAGCGCCGGCCCUGGCUCACCCAUCGGCACCAGCUCCCGCUCCUGCUCCCACUUCCGCCCCCGACCCCGCUCCAGCAUCUCUGCCAUCUCUGGUCCUGGGCCUGCCUUCCAAUGAUAAUGAUGGACGCGACUACGGCACUUGCGGCGGCGCGACCUGCUAUGUAUAG
Molecule: messenger RNA, 2124 nt
Organism: Colletotrichum navitas
Lineage: Eukaryota; Fungi; Ascomycota; Sordariomycetes; Glomerellales; Glomerellaceae
Exons: 1
Coding region: 1-2124 (707 amino acids)
Source: RefSeq, a predicted model, not a curated record